Lacerta agilis (Sand lizard) is the source of this 4524-nucleotide messenger RNA. It is a transcript of the gene LRP10, whose product is annotated as LDL receptor related protein 10. The transcript has 7 exons. Gene Ontology annotation, cellular component: plasma membrane. The record is from RefSeq and is a predicted model, not a curated record. NCBI's taxonomy places the organism in Eukaryota, Metazoa, Chordata, Lepidosauria, Squamata, Lacertidae. Gene Ontology annotation, molecular function: protein binding. Bases 155 to 2158 code for a protein of 667 amino acids.
GGAGGGGGGGGGAGAAAGGAUUAUCUCCUCUCCCACCAUCCCCAAGGAAGGAUCCACCGACCAGCCUUGAGAUCUGGCUUCCUCCUCCGGGGCCACGACGCGAGGGGAACCCCAACAGGCGCCGGAGAGGACGGAGAAUCGGGCGGAGGGGGCGAUGGGGCCCCCCAAGAUGCCGACGCCUUCGGGGCUCGCCCGGGGCUUCCUCCUGGCGCUCCUCCUGGGUGGGAUUCGGACCACUGAGAGCAACUCCUCACACAUGGCUGUCUGUCAAGGCUACCCUGACGUCCGGAGAGAGCCGCAAGGCCAGAUCCGUAGCCCUUCUUCCCAAGGGACGACAUACAGCAGUUGUAGCUGGGUCAUUCUGGCCGACCCUGAGGAGAUCAUCAGUAUCAGGUUCCAGCACUUCCAUCUCUCCUGUACCUCGGAGAUGCUGAUCAUCCAGUCAGCUUCGCUCCCUUCAUCUCCUUGGAAAAUCUGUGGCUACCACACUCCUGAGCCCCUCCGGAUAAAGGGAGGCAAUGUGACCCUGAGUUACAACUGGAAGUUCAUGACAGGAGAUGGCUUUCAGCUGAAAUAUGAGAGAGAAGCCAUCAGGCCACCCGUCUUCCCUUGCAACCUCACCCUGGACAACUUCUACGGCAUCUUUUUCUCACCCGGCUUCGCCUCCGACUCCUACCUGGGCGCUGCGCAUUGCCAGUGGGCCAUCGACGCCCACGACAGCCGCCCUCUCAGCAUCCGCUUCACCGCCCUCAGCCUGGGCGUCGGGGACUCCCUGAGGGUGUACGAGGGGGCUCCCGGAUCCGCGCCGCGCCCCCGCUUGCUGCGCAACCUCGACUACACCAGCAACAAGAAAGUGGUCUCCGUGGACUCGCCUUCCAGCCGCGCGUGGGUGUCCUACCAGGCGGCGCCGGGAACUUCAGGCCGGGGCUUCAACGCCACCUACCACGUGCGGGGCUUCUGCGUGCCGUGGGAUUUCCCCUGCGGCGGAGGCGACGGCGAGGGGGCCACUUGCUACAGCGCCGCCGAGCGCUGCGACGGGUUCUGGGACUGCGCCAGCGGCGCCGACGAGGACGGGUGCAAAGGGUGCCCGGUGGGGCAGUACCCCUGCGGGGGGCGCGGGAUCGGCGGGGCCGGCUGCUACGGGCCGGCCGACCGCUGCAAUUACCAGACUUUCUGCGCCGACGCCGCGGACGAGCGCCAUUGCUACACGUGCCAGCCGGGGAACUUCCGGUGCCGGGACGGGCGCUGCAUCUACGAGAGCUGGGUGUGCGACGGGCAGGCGGACUGCAUCGACGCCUCCGACGAGGCCGACUGCUCCUACGUCCUCCCGCGGAAGGUGGUGACGGCGGCCGUCAUUGGCAGCCUGGUGUGCGGCCUUCUCUUGGUGAUCGCGCUGGGCUGCACCUGCCGGCUCUACGCCCUCCGCAGCCACGAGUUCGGUAUCUUAUCCCCCUUGUCGCGGAUGGAGGCCCGGCUGGUGCAACGGCAGGCGCCGCCUUCCUACGGGCAACUCAUUGCCCGCGGCGCCAUCCCCCCGGUCGAAGGCUUCCCCACGGAGCACCCUCAUCAGAAUUCAGUGCUGGGGAACUUGAGAUCUCUGCUGCAUUUGUUCCGCCACGACACAGCCGCCGCCACUGCCGCUGGUGGGAACCGCCGUCCGCAUCGCGGCCGCUUCCUGCGCCGCUUGGCGAGGCGCAUGCGGCGGUUGGGGCUGCUGCCUCGGCCUGCUCCAACCACCUCCACUUCUGCUGCUGCCGCCGCCGCCACAACCGCCACCACAACCACCUCUUCGUCACACUCCACUCCGGAUACCUUGCCUGAGCCACUACCUGGAGAGGAAAACACAACUUCCGGCCAGCUGGAAGAGCAAGCCCCGCCUCUUCCCCAGAAGGCCCCGCCCCCGCCUGCUGAGCCUGUGCCAGAGCCCCAGGCCCCGCCCCCUCCCACCCCGCGGUUCUCGGGGAUGAUGCGGUCUCUCCGCGUACGGCUGUUCUCCCCUGUGCUGCCGUGCUCUGUGGAAGCAGGCAAUCCCCUCAGUGCCCCUCCGUCCCCCGAAGACGAGGACGACGUCCUUCUGGUGUCCCUCACCGUACCCGACUCCGAGAGCGGAAGUGCGUCUGCCGACUGGGCUGCGGAUGACGAGCCCCUUCUGACCUGAGCGGCCUUCUGCAGCAGCAUCCGGGCCAUCGGGGACUUUCUUACCCAAACACUGGACGUUGCCUUUUAAGAACUGCACACAGGGUUACUUAUGCACAACAACAGAAGCAUAAUUUUUUCCAGCUCUCUCCCACUUACCGUCUCUCCCUCUCCCCCCCAACCCAACCCACCAGCGAUCCCUUCCCCUCCCGCUUCCCUAAAGGUAUAUUUUGUGGUGUAUGGGAAAGGAUGGCAGUGUAUGGCAGUUUAAAAAAAAAAAAAAGUUCUUAAAGGUUAUUUUCCAUGCUUGGCGUUUGAGCAAGAGAAUAUGCUCAUAGGGGCCACGGUGACACCUCUCUUUCCUCAGCACACUUUGAGGAUUCAGAUACCAGCUCAGCGGAACAGGGGAGCGAUAUUUGCGUGCCACGUAAAUCGUGGUUCUUCAAAGGGGAGAGAUUCUGAUCUGGUAUACCGUCGCUGUUUCUAGUUCUGCGCAACGAGACGUGAGGGGAAAAAUCCCUAGGGGGCCACCCAGUUAUCUUGACACCUCCAUCUUCUGAGAGCUGCCUGCUGCAGGUUUUGUUUCAGUCGGUGCUGAAAUCGCGGCUUGUGUGGAAGAAGUGAUAGGAGUACGUGCACUUGACAUUUGAAGAAACGUUCUUGGAAAGUGAGGAGGAGGAGGAGGAGGAAGGGACGGAAAUGAAAUAUGCUUCUGCUGGGAGAAGCUCAGAUAUAUCUGCCUGAAGGAAGGAGAGUUAUGUAGUUGUCAGAAGUAACCCUUACAGGCACUGUAACCCUUAAAAGCAAUGACUAAAUUGGCAGGGCCCCAAUCCUUAUUUUGCAAAGCCACAACACAGAGAGAGAAAUCACAUGAUUCGAGUGGACUAGAAAUUUAUUAUUGUGGAGUUGUGGAAAGAUUAAAAGGAGGAGGAAAGUUAAAACAAUGUUUUAACCGUGCACUCCCCGUGUAUGUUUACUCAGGAGUAAAUCCCGAAUUUGUUCAAAUGGACUUACUCCCCGGUAUAGAGAUAGAAUUGCAGCCUUAGGCAAGGAAAAGGAUGGACAAUGUUUUGUUCCUUUUAUUGAUUAAAUGUUUUGUAAGGAAGCUAUUUUUUGAAGAACACAGAAAAUGAAAGAAGUUAAAUUUUGCACAUGGAAUAUCCGAACAGCUUUAAAUAAGGAAAAUGUAUAUGAAGGAUUUAUUUUUUUAAAAGAAAACACUCCUCAAGAGCAAUGAUCUGUUAAGAUUUUUAGUCGUGAUCAUUGCAGAUUAUUUCUUUGGCAGUGACCAAAAGCACAGAAAACGAUGGAUGGAUCCAAAGGCCCAAUAAAUUAUCAUAACUUGGUGUAAAUGAAUAAAUGGUGAUAAAAAUAGAUUUUAAAAGGUAAAGGUUAUCUCUGGCUAUUUAAUAUAAAGAAUACUAUUUUUUAAAGAUGAAGCUAAGGCUUCAUUCAAGCCAGUCAGAGAAUGAAGAGAUGUUUUUUCUAAACAUGACAUUAGAACAGUUAACUCUUAAUUCUACCUGAUUUUUUAAAAAAGGCAGUGCCUCGUUUUUAAGCAUCUUUCUUAGACAGGUGUUUAAAAAGAAGCAUAAAAGGGUAAUAUCUGCAUUGAUCCUUUGCCCAAAUUUUUGUAUGUCUAUUUUUAAAAACAACAAUUUAACUGACAAUAUUUCGAAAAACAAUUUCAAAAGGACGUCGUGGGUGACUUCCAAUGUUACCUGCCCAUUUGUGCAACAGAGAUCAGAUUUGCACAAGGAGGUUUCUGGUUUCCCCUCUGCUUCCUCCAGAUCUUCUUCAGAGAGUCCCCUUGCCUUCUGGAGCAUAAUUUGAGGGUUUUAAGAAGGGCUGAAGGGGCAAGAGAGGAAGGAGAGCUCACAUCUCAGAAGUGGAAUUUCUCUCACACCUCUGUUGCCUCUUGCCCAUUAGGUGUGAAUUGGAGCUGGGGAACCUCUGGGCCUCCAAAUAUUGUUUUCUUCUUCUUCUUCUUCUUCUUCUUCUUCUUCAUUGAUCCAGCUGUUGAUAUGCGGAUUAGAAAGCCUGCAGAACAUUCCGAAUCAAAACGAUACGCUGCAAUCCUGUCAGGUAAAGAAACCUCCUAACAGGAUUUAGCUAAACCGGUGCCUUCUUAAUCGCACAAUCUAUGGGCUCUCCAUGUGACUCCGACGAAGAAAACCAGGGCAGAGGUGUGGGGGGGGGCCUCUGCAGUUGGCAGCUAUUACUGUACCUCUCCUGGCCCACCUGGGCCUUGAACUCCUUCCCCGGCAAGGAUGGGAAGUGGGGCUGCGGCUCCCAUCACCCCUAAGCCAGCACAGUCGGUAAACGGGGAUUAUGGGAGAUGCUGUCCAGCAACAUCUGGAAGGACACAAAUUCCCUGUCUCUCCCCUU